This is a messenger RNA of Dipodomys spectabilis (banner-tailed kangaroo rat), 2000 nucleotides long. RefSeq names its product coiled-coil domain containing 137 (gene Ccdc137). The record is from RefSeq and is a predicted model, not a curated record. The transcript has 6 exons. The coding region runs from base 1 to 831 and encodes 276 amino acids. Lineage: Eukaryota; Metazoa; Chordata; Mammalia; Rodentia; Heteromyidae.
AUGGCUGCCGCCGGGCGCCGGGCUGCGGGCCCCGCGCGGUUGGCGGCGUCGGGGAACCCGAGACAGCCCCGGGCGCGGCGGGAGCGGCGGGAGCAGCCGCGCGCGCCGCGGCCCUCGGCUCCGCCGCCGGGACAGCGCCGCCAGGAGCAGAAGAAAGUGAAUUGCAAGCCCAAGAACCUGGAUGACCAGGAGAUCCCUUUCCGCCUCCGAGAGAUCAUGCGGAGCCGCCAGGAGAUGAAGAACCCGCUCAGUAACAAGAAGAGGAAGAAGGAGGCCCAGGUGGUCUUCAAGAACACAUUGGAGAUGGAAGCGAAGGGAACAGAACCUGACAUCAUUGUCCCCAAGUUCAAGCAGAUGAAGGGGGAAUCUGACGGGGCCUACAUCCAGCGCAUGGAACAGGAGACGCAGCAUGUACUGUUCCUUAGCAAGAAUCAGGCUGACCGGCAGCCAGAGGAGAAGGCAGCUCCAAAGAAGGAGAAGUCUGAGCGGAAAAAAGCGUUCCAGAGGCGGCGACUAGAUAAAGCCCGGCAGAAAAAGGAGGCAAAGGCUGUGGAAAUGCUGGAGCAGGAAUUGCUGCGAGACACUGUGAAGUUUGGAGAGGUGGCUCUGCAGCCCCCAGAGCUGACUGCCCAGCCCAGGAAGAGCUUCAGCAGAGACCAGCCUGGGAAGAAGGCACUGAUGUUGAAGAAGAUUCUGAGCCCUGAUGUGUCGCAGCCUCUGACUACCUCACUGGCCAGGCAGCGGAUCCUGGGGCAGGAAAGAGAGCGGGCUGUGGAGGCAUACAGAGCCCUGAAGAAGUUGCAGCAGCAGCGGCAACAGCAGCAGUGGUAGCCGCAGGGCCACCUGCCCAGCCACCUGGCAGUACUUGCUGGAGACAGCCGGAAACUAUCUGUGCUGGACAGACAUGAAGGCUGCCUGGGAGCUGCUAGACAGGGACCCGCACUCCAGUUCUCAGUGCAGGAGAGACUCCAGGUCUUUUCUUCCUUUUCUCCCCUAUGACUAUCAGGAGUGGCUGUAGGCAGAUCUUCUAUCUUGUACAGGCAAGUGCACCAUAGAUCAGGGCCAACACCUGAAUAAGACAAAGUAAAUAGGACCAGUGUCUUGUUCCCUAAGCCUAGAAUCAAUUUUACAACCAAAAAGUGCCUACUCAGAGCCACUUUAGGAAGGAUUCAUUCCCAUAACUCUGACUGUAAACAGUUAAUCAUUGAAACAUACUGUAGGCCAGCCUUAUGUCUGAGAAACAACUCAGAGGCCAGGCAGAGCAGGCUGGCUUUGGGUCAGGGCUGGCAGACAGUACCUAGAUAACCUGUGAGGGCCAGGACCCAGCCUGCUUGUUAGUGUCCCCGCAGAGGCAGGAGCACUAGCACAAGUCUAGCUUGGAUAGACAGUCCUAACACCAGGAAGAUCGGAGCAGGGCUGUGUGUCACGUAGCAGCUCUCCAGGAAUCAGAGUAGAACUCUCAGGAGACAGAAUCUAUACUGAGACCGCUACCCAGAACCAGAGCUUUUGGGGUGAGUUUCCCACCGCUGCCAAAGGAGGGAGCAUGUGGCUGUCAGCUCCAGAUGAGAACAGAGGUGAGACUCAAACCCUUCAAGUUGGAGCUGGGUUCAUCUCUAUUAUCCUAGCUACUCAGGAGUCUGCAGCUGGGUUGGGUUUGAAGCCAGGCUGGGCAGACAAAGCCUGGAUACUCUACCGUCAGUGAACCAGCAAAAAGCCAGAAGUGGAAGUGAGGCUCAAGAAGUAGGAUGCCAGCCCUAGCCAGUGUUUGAGCCCCAGUUCUAGCACAAAACCACUCCAGCUGGCCAUCAAGAACUACAGCCAAUGCUGCCACCGCCGAGGAAGUGUGCACGCCCUCCCAGCAGCUGCCUGCCAACACGGUCCCCUGGAGCUCAGACAGUUCCAUCGGUCCUGGAGCAUGUGUGAAGUUCUCAAGCUGGGUGUCAUCUCUUACUGCCCUUGCCCACGUUUGUAUUUUCAGAAUGAAGUUUAUUCUUACUUGA